GGUGAUUGGAGGAGCAGGAAAAAAAAGAAAAAGAAAAAGAAAAGGUAACUAAUGAGAGAGAGAGGGGGUCAAAGGGGGUGGGGGAAAAGGGGGAUGAAUCAUUACUCUUUCGAUAAUUAAUUUGAGACCUGUGGUAGACCUUACAAAUCCAAACAUCACUGUCUAAUCUACAAAGUGGAUUGCUGAGAAUUUUUGUUUAUUAAUUGGAUUAAAUGAGCUCUAUCAUCUCUAUCUGCAAACAAAUUUUAUUUGUUUAAAGCAUAACUAAUAUGAGUAGGAGGAUUUUAAUUAAUUUGAGUGUAAUUUACUUAUUUGCGAGAUUAUAAGGAUCUAACCUGGCAUUACAGGAGUUUUAUCUACCUAUAUAAAUCGUGCAAGCCCAUUCCAAGCUUUUCACACAAAUCCCAUCUAAAAAAAUUACAAAAGAAAGAAAAAGCUUUUCACACGAAAGCUCAAAAAUGGUCUCACUAGGCUAUUUCGAAAUCCUCUUAGCAUUCAUCUUCUUCAUUAUCUUGUAUAUCUUUGGUGACAACAAUGACUUGCCCCGGAACUGGCCGGUUCUUGGCAUGUUGCCGAGCAUGCUCCGCCAUGUGAACCGGGUUCAUGAAAUGUGUACCGAAAUCCUAGGGCGAACUGGGGGUACUUUUUUGCUAAAAGGCCCUUGGUUUGCUAAUAUGGACAUGCUAGGCACAGUUGAUCCUGCUAACGUGCACCAUGUCAUGAGUUCCAAUUUCCCUAAUUUCCCUAAAGGACCCGAGUUCUUGAAAAUGUUUGAUGUUUUGGGAGAUGGGAUUUUCAACUCCGACGCAGAACUGUGGAAGAAUCAGAGAAAGCUCGCCCGCGUGUUGAUCAACCACCAGCGAUUCUAUCGGUUUUUAGUCAAGACUAGUCGGGGAAAAGUGGAGACAGGGUUGAUCCUGGUUCUUAACCAUGUGUCCGAACAAGGCCUGAUUGUGGACUUGCAAGAUUUAUUUCAAAGGUUCACAUUUGAUACUACUUGUAUUUUGAUAACUAGUUAUGACCCGGGUUGUCUUUCAAUUGAAUUUCCAGAUGUGCCCUUUGCGAAAGCCAUGGAUGACGCCGAAGAAGCCUUGCUUAUGAGGCACGUUGUGCCUGAAACCGUGUGGAGGAUCCAAAGUUGGCUAGGGAUCGGACACGAGAAGAAAUUAAGCGAAGCUUGGAAAACCUUAGAUCGCGUUAUCAAUAAAUAUGUAUCGAUGAAGAGAGAAGAAAUGAGCAAAAAAGCCGAGUUAAAAGAGGGAGAAGAAGAAGAAGAAGAAGAAGCUGUGGACUUACUAACAUCAUACUUGAUUGAAGAUGACACCUUCAAUUUAAAGCGCGAUGAUAAGUUCUUGAGGGACACUGUUUUGAAUCUUAUGCUUGCAGGGCGAGACACGACUAGUUCGGCUCUGACAUGGUUUAUUUGGCUUGUUUCGCAGCAUCCAACCGUUGAAGAAAAGAUCAGAGAAGAGCUUAAAUCGGUUAUACCUGAAGGAGAAACUGAGAAAUGGCGGCUUUUUGAGGCAAAAGAGCUAAGCAAGUUGGUUUAUUUGCAUGCUGCAUUGUGUGAGUCAUUGAGGCUUUACCCACCAGUUCCAAUCCAACACAAAGAGCCCACUCACGUGGACACACUGCCCACGGGGCACCGUGUUCACCCGAAAAUGAAAAUACUUUUCUCUUUGUAUGCGAUGGGGAGGAUGGAAUUUGUGUGGGGAGAGGAUUGCUUGGAGUUCAAGCCAGAGCGAUGGAUAUCUGACCGAGGAACAAUCAAACAUGAGCCAUCUUACAAGUUCUUCGCGUUCAAUGCGGGACCGAGGACUUGUUUGGGGAAAGAAGUUGCUUUCACUCAAAUGAAGGCGGUUUCGGCUGCAAUAAUCCAUAACUACAAUGUUAGAGUUGUGGAAGGUCACCCCGUGGUUCCUAAUGCUUCUAUCAUUCUCUACAUGAAGCAUGGAUUGAAGGUUAGAGUUGCCAAUAGAUGGAUUUGAGAGGAGUACUUGGUUUGAUGAUGUUAUGAAGUGAUUUUUAGUUGGGUUGUGUGUUUAAGUUGAUGAUAUAUGUAUUUGAGUUUUGUUAUAAGUCUAUUAUGUAUUAAGGAAGUGUGUGUGUGUGUGUGUGUGUUAGAUUUGUUGUUUUUUCCCUUUGAUAUGUCACAUUUUGAAGGAGAAAAAUACAAACUCGCACUUCUCUGUCUUGUUUCUUA
Messenger RNA from Camellia sinensis, 2203 nucleotides. Its product is annotated as alkane hydroxylase MAH1. The record is from RefSeq and is a predicted model, not a curated record. Gene Ontology annotation, molecular function: iron ion binding; heme binding; oxidoreductase activity, acting on paired donors, with incorporation or reduction of molecular oxygen. NCBI's taxonomy places the organism in Eukaryota, Viridiplantae, Streptophyta, Magnoliopsida, Ericales, Theaceae.